GUAGCGAAAAACAAUACAAAUCUCAGAGAGGCAUCGGCGGCUGCUCGGGGUUGCAGGAGGAAUGGGUGGCUUAAUCUGUGCUGUUCUUCCACACUCUCCACCGGCGCUUCUAGUGUUACUGUUGUCCUGUGUGUUCGGGCUGUCACUCGGCACCGAGCUGAGCUUUGUGACGUGCGGAUCUGUCGUUAAACUGUUAAACAUAAAGCACAAUGUCAGACUACACUCGCACGACGUACGCUACGGUUCUGGUAGCGGGCAGCAGUCUGUAACAGGAGUGACUGCAGUGGAAGACAGUAACAGCUACUGGAGCGUUCGAGGGACGAGUGACACACGGUGUCAUCGAGGUACCCCGGUCAAGUGCGGGCAGACGAUCCGCCUGACCCAUGUCAACACAGGCCGUAACCUGCACAGCCACUACUUCGCCUCCCCGCUGUCCUCUAACCAGGAGGUGAGCGCAUUUGGUGAUGAAGGAGAAGGCGACCACCUGGACGAGUGGACGGUUCAGUGCGGGGGAUCCGUAUGGAAGCGCGAGGAGGCCGUCCGCUUCCGCCACAAGGCCACUGAUGCGCUGCUGUCAGUGACGGGGGAGCAGUAUGGACGGCCGAUCCACGGUCAGAGGGAAGUUCACGCCAUGUCGGGCCCCAGCCAGCACAGCCUCUGGAAGACCAUGGAGGGCAUCUUUAUGAAGCCCAGUGAGAUUCCACUGGGCAGCCGAGACUACAGUCACCCACACACAGAGUUCUGACCUUGACUUCUCUUCUCUGCUUCAGUCACCUCCCAUUGUUCUGUCUGUCUACCGCUGUAUUCCUACCUCUGUACCCGCAGUUUCCCCUUUUCUUGUCUCGUCUUUCUCAUUCAGUAACUUUUACACCAUCUUUUCACGAGACUGUGCCAAAGUCUGUCAUGAAUCAGGGUACAACGACUUCAUCUUUUCAAUCCUCAGCAACCUCUCUCACAUUCAUUGUGUUGUAGGAAACACUACUUGAAUCCUCACCGAUCCAGCAGCUACUCCCAGACGGCUAACAGCAUCUGAAUAGCCUUAACAUGUAUUGAAAUGCAUCUUUUGAAAUACAGUUUGUGACACUUUACAUCCAAGAAGACGCGUUCUUCUCAGCUGUUAUUUAUUGUGCUAUCAGCAGUCACACUACAUUGCAGAAGGCAGCGCAGGUUUUGUGAAUUGGUACACUCAAGUCAUCUUGUGAGUCUUGUGUUUUGCUGGACUAAAAAAAAAAAAAAAACAUUGUUACACUUGUGCCUUUAUUCUUUUUUAAGAAGUCAUAGGUGUUUACAUUGUGGAGCCUUUUAAACUUUUGGAAACAUGAGAGUUUGAAUGUGUUUUUAUGGUAUUUGUAAGCCAUAUUCUACCCAACAUGCAGUGUUACUAUGUCAAAUUACCUUUUUUCUCCUUUCUUUAAGUCCGAUUCAGUAUUGCAUAUAAAGUCUCCCACUCUAACUGACAUGAGAAAAUAACCAGUUUGAGGUGUUGUUUUAAUGCACAUUGUUGAACUGGAUGCUGUUUAUUGUUGUUGUUUGAUCUGUUUCUAGGUUCUGGGAGAAAUUGCAGUGUUAUAAAACUCAUGCUGUCUGUGCAUGUACAUGUGUUAGAUCAACUCUUAGGUCCAGAGGUUCAUGUGAGCUACAAACAUCCAAUGAAUACCUCAUAUUAAAGUGUUUUUUUAUGCAUACCAGUAA
Acanthopagrus latus (yellowfin seabream) is the source of this 1692-nucleotide messenger RNA. It is a transcript of the gene sdf2, whose product is annotated as stromal cell-derived factor 2. The coding region runs from base 62 to 745 and encodes 227 amino acids. The record is from RefSeq and is a predicted model, not a curated record. Lineage: Eukaryota; Metazoa; Chordata; Actinopteri; Spariformes; Sparidae. The transcript has 3 exons.